This is a messenger RNA of Ipomoea nil (Japanese morning glory), 1620 nucleotides long. RefSeq lists its product as uncharacterized. The transcript has a single exon. The record is from RefSeq and is a predicted model, not a curated record. NCBI's taxonomy places the organism in Eukaryota, Viridiplantae, Streptophyta, Magnoliopsida, Solanales, Convolvulaceae. The coding region runs from base 1 to 1620 and encodes 539 amino acids.
AUGGAUCGUAGUUGGAUGUAUGGGAAACGCAAUACACAUGAAUACAUGCUAGGGGUUGAAAAUUUUAUAAAAUAUGCUGAAGAAAAUAAAAGCAAAAAUGGUGAAGAAUUUCUUGUGUGCCCAUGUUAUGAUUGUAAGAAUCUUAGGAAAUUUCGUAGUUCUGAGCAAGUGAGGAGUCAUUUAAUAUGUCGUGGCUUUAAGAAAGAUUAUAACAGGUGGAUAUGGCAUGGUGAAAGUGUACUUCGUAGUAAUAGAAUAGACAAUGAUGAAGAGAAUGAUGAUGAUAAUGAUGAAAAGAAUGUAGACAAUGAGGAAAAUGAAGAGAAUGAUCGAAUAAAUGAACUCAUGCGUGAUAUUCAAGGAGAUGAUAGUGAAAUGCCUCCUAUAUUUGAAAGUUUUUCUAUUGAUUCAGAAAAAUCUUUGUACCCUGGGUGUAGUAAAUUUACAAAGCUAUCUGCUAUGCUAAAAUCAUAUAACUUAAAAGCAAUGAAUCGGUGGAGUGAUAAGAGCUUUACACAAUUAUUAGACCUUUUAAAAGACAUGUUUCCUAAUGAUAAUGAGCUUCUUAUUUCAACUUAUGAGGCUAAGAAAAUGUUGUGCCCACUGGGCAUGGAGGUCAAGAAGAUACAUGCAUGUCCAAAUGAUUGUGUAUUGUAUUGGAAGGAAUAUAGUAACUUGCAUGUAUGUCCAAAGUGUGGAGCAUCACGUUAUAAGAGAAAAAAUGUUGCUUAUCAGUGUGAGGAUAAGAAAAGCCCUCCAGCGAAGGUGCUAUGGUAUUUACCUGUGAUACCAAGAUUCAAACGCUUAUUUGCAAAUAAAAAUGAUGCAAAGAAUUUGCAGUGGCAUGCUAAAGGGAGGAAGGAAGAUGGAAAAUUAAGACACCCAGCCGAUUCUCCUCAGUGGAGGAACAUUAAUAGAAUGUUUCCUGAAUUUGGCAAUGAAAAUAGGAAUCUUAGGCUUGGGUUAUGCACUGAUGGAAUGAACCCCCAUGGCAACAUGAGUAGUCGACAUAGUACUUGGCCGGUUCUUUUGGUAGCUUAUAAUCUUCCUCCUUGGUUGUGUAUGAAGCGCAAGUACAUCAUGUUGUCAUUGCUUAUUUCAGGGCCUAAACAACCAGGGAAUGACAUAGACGUGUACUUAGCACCACUUGUGGAAGAUUUGAAAAUGUUGUGGGAUGAAGGCGUGAUGGUGUUUGAUGCAUAUACUCAAACCAACUUCACUUUGCGAGCCAUGUUAUUUUGUACAAUAAAUGAUUUUCCAGCAUAUGGUAACUUGUCAGGGUAUACUACAAAAGGAGCGAAGGCAUGCCCAAUUUGUGAAGAUGAAACAAGUGAUCUUUGGUUGAGUAAUAGUAGAAAGAAUGUAUUCAUGAGUCAUCGGGCCUUCCUCCCUAUUGGUCAUCCUUAUCGAAAGAGGAAAAAGUGUUUCAACGGUAAAGCUAAGACUUGUGUGGCGCGCUUUCCAUUAUCAGGGCAUGCAGUUUAUGAACGAGUCAAAAAUGUUAAAGUUGAUUUGGGCAAAACCUCUAAAACUGUUGAAAAGGGUCUUUGGAAAAAAGGUCAAUUUUUUGGGACCUACCAUAUUGGGAGCAUUUAUCUGUACGUCAUUGUCUUGAUGUAA